AUGAAAGUCCGUGUGAUGCAGAUCUGGGGAUUCCUUGUAACUGUGCUGGGCUGGAUAUUCAUCUCAUGUUCUUUAGCCAUGGAUGGCUGGAAGGUGGCUGCUGUUGGGGGCCAGGGUGGCAGCUCUGUUGUCUACAUUACCUGGUAUUGGUCCAGUCUCUGGAAAGCCUGCUCUACUGCAUCUAAUGCUGUUUCCAACUGCUACGACUUUCCUGUGCUGUGGUCUGUGGAGUACCAUGUCCAAAUUGUAAGGGGUCUGCUAAUGGGCGGAGUAGCUGUUGGGAUGCUUGGGUUCGUUUUGAGCAUGGUUGGAAUGGAAUGCACUUACAUAGGGGGCAAGAAGAAGGAAAAAAACAGAACACUCUUCACCGGAAGCCUCUGUCAUAUAAUAAGUGGUGUGUUAGCUGCAGCAGGUUAUGCAGUUUAUGCUUGUCACAUCUCUGCUGAAUUUUUCAACCCAAGUUUUACGUUAAAAUUUGAUUUGGGCACACCAUUGUUCCUGGGAUGGGCUGGAUGUAUAUUUCAAGUAACUGGAGGGAUUGUAUACAUAGUUUCUAUCUAUAAGCUUUGGUCUAUGGACAGGAAGAACCUUGAAGCAAUAGUUCCUGCUGAAGACAGCUUAACCUUGCAGUCCAUUUCAACAAAUCUUUCCAUUGACACCAAGACUACCAGCAGAUCCAAAGUGUCCACUGUGUCUGAACGCUCUGCAAAGUCUGAUGUCUCAGACAAGUCUCACCAUCUUUUUGAGCCUGAUGUUGUUCAACAUGUAAACUCAUGA
Molecule: messenger RNA, 777 nt
Organism: Trichomycterus rosablanca
Lineage: Eukaryota; Metazoa; Chordata; Actinopteri; Siluriformes; Trichomycteridae
Gene: cldn10e
Product: claudin 10e
Exons: 5
Coding region: 1-777 (258 amino acids)
Biological process (GO): bicellular tight junction assembly; cell adhesion
Cellular component (GO): plasma membrane; bicellular tight junction
Molecular function (GO): structural molecule activity
Source: RefSeq, a predicted model, not a curated record